This is a messenger RNA of Physella acuta, 1641 nucleotides long. RefSeq names its product eukaryotic translation initiation factor 2 subunit 3-like. Gene Ontology annotation, cellular component: eukaryotic translation initiation factor 2 complex; cytosol. NCBI's taxonomy places the organism in Eukaryota, Metazoa, Mollusca, Gastropoda, Physidae. The record is from RefSeq and is a predicted model, not a curated record. Gene Ontology annotation, biological process: formation of translation preinitiation complex. Gene Ontology annotation, molecular function: GTPase activity; translation initiation factor activity; tRNA binding.
AUGAGGGUCAGCGGCUCUCAGGAUAGGCUUGACACACGUGACCCUCACCAGACCAAUGACCAGCAACAGACCCGUGACCCGCACCAGACCAGUGACCCGCACCAGAACCGUGACCCGCAACAGACCCGUGACCCGCACCAGACACGUGACCCGCACCUGACCCGUGACCCGCAACAGACCAGUGACCCGCACCAGACCAGUGACCCGCACCGGAUCCGUGACCCGUACCAGACCAGUGACCCGCACCAGACCCGUGACCGCACCAGACCCACCAGUGACCCGCACCAGACCAGUGACCCGCACCAGACCAGUGACCCGCAACAGACCCGUGACCCGCACCAGACCCGUGACCCGCACCAGACCCGUGACCCGCACCAGACCAGUGACCCGCACCGGAUCCGUGACCCAUACCAGACCCGUGACCCGCACCAGACCAGUGACCCGCACCAGACCAGUGACCCGCACCAGACCAGUGACCCGCACCGGAUCCGUGACCCGUACCAGACCAGUGACCCGCACCAGACCAGUGACCCGCACCAGACCCGUGACCCGCACAAGACAGGCGAGAAACCAUUACAGCCACAAACAUCAGAACAUUUAGCAGCUGUAGAAAUCAUGAAGCUGAAACAUAUACUAAUCCUACAAAAUAAAAUUGAUCUUGUAAAUGAAUCACAUGCCAAAGAGCAGUAUGAACAUAUUCAAGCAUUUGUUAAAGGAACUGUGGCCGAAGGGGCUCCAGUGGUUCCAGUAUCAGCACAGCUGAAGUAUAACAUUGAUGUAAUAUGUGAAUACAUCAUCAAAAGGAUCCCCGUGCCUGUCAGAGAUUUCCUCUCAGAGCCCAGGCUUAUUGUAAUUCGAUCCUUUGAUGUGAACAAACCUGGAUGUGAAGUUGACGAUAUACUGGGUGGUGUUGCUGGUGGUUCAAUCCUCAGAGGAGUCCUAAAGGUAAACCAAGAGAUAGAAGUAAGGCCUGGAGUAGUGUCAAGAGAUCAGGAUGGCAAGCUAACAUGCCGGCCAAUUCUUUCAAAAAUUAUCUCACUCUAUGCUGAACAGAAUGAUUUACAGUAUGCAGUACCUGGUGGUUUGAUAGGUGUUGGUACAAAAAUGGACCCAACUUUAUGCAGAGGAGAUCGCUUGGUUGGUCAAGUACUGGGGGCAGUUGGUGCACUGCCUGACAUCUUUACAGAGCUGGAGAUUUCCUUCUUCCUCCUUAGAAGAUUGCUUGGAGUCAAGACAGAGGGGGAUAAGAAGGCUGCUAAGGUACAAAAACUGAGUAAAAAUGAGAUAUUGAUGGUCAACAUUGGCUCGUUGUCUACUGGAGGUCGAGUGUUAGCUGUUCGUGCUGAUUUAGCAAAAAUUGGUUUAACAACACCUGUGUGCACUGAGGUCGGGGAGAAAAUUGCCCUAAGCAGACGUAUAGAGAAGCACUGGAGGCUGAUUGGCUGGGGUCAGAUUAGAAAAGGUGUUAAGAUUACACCUGAAUCCUAGUCAGCUGACCAGCGACUCCCACAUAACCUGAUACACAUUGUCCUGUAUACAUAAGGGCCGUUCAUGUGCUGAGCCAAUUUUUUUCUUCUCUAACUCUAUCAGCUUGUGUGCUGGAGAAUUUUAGUUUGGUUUCAGAUAAAUAAAAUCUUGACA